Messenger RNA from Anthonomus grandis grandis, 3519 nucleotides. It is a transcript of the gene Rgl, whose product is annotated as ral guanine nucleotide dissociation stimulator-like 1. Gene Ontology annotation, cellular component: plasma membrane. Gene Ontology annotation, biological process: positive regulation of GTPase activity; Ras protein signal transduction. The transcript has 13 exons. The coding region runs from base 370 to 2667 and encodes 765 amino acids. Lineage: Eukaryota; Metazoa; Arthropoda; Insecta; Coleoptera; Curculionidae. The record is from RefSeq and is a predicted model, not a curated record. Gene Ontology annotation, molecular function: guanyl-nucleotide exchange factor activity.
GAGCCAGUGUACAUCCGCGCGAGAAACGCAUCGUACGCGCGCCUUAUUUUAAAAUAUUCCACUCGAUUUAAGUUAAACCGAAAACGGACUUACGAUCGCCUUUAGGAGCAACAAGGGACCCUUUUCGACCAACCCUGCGCUCCAACCGAUUCAAAUCGAUCGUGGGGGAUGAUGUUUCCCUGUGGAGGAGAUCCCCAUGAUUCACUGUUCUCGCGUCGCUUUUCAAAGCAGGACGUUUUUUGCAUUGAUUUUUCUUUUGAAAACGGCACUCGGAAGUGGUUUUUCUGAAUUAAAGUGGUGAAACUGAUAAUAGACGAAUAAUAUUUAAGAGUUUUUUCAUCGUUUUAUAUCGUUGUUUUGAAAAAGAACAUGCUUUUGCCAACGUCGAACGCGAACUGCCCAAUAGGGUUUCAGAACGAUAUUUAUAACGAUGUAGUGGAAAAAAGUAAAUUUUUAACGUUGAAAUGCACUGGGAAGAAGAGCGUUAAUCACCCGCCUAGGAGUAAAAGUGCUGAUAGGAACAGGUUUAGGUUUUGCGCUUGUACUGGUCCUAGGAAAAGUAAUAAAAAAAGUGCUAAGUGGUAUGUCAAGCAGCCCACAUGGCGGCUUUGGGGCGAAGAGAAGGCAGAUGGCGCUCUCUAUACGGUUUAUCUAAAGAAAGUAAGAUAUCAUCGGCCGACAAGGAGCCUUUCUUCCUCACAUUCGGACUCAGAUGAUGAAAUUUCCCAUCUAGAAUGGGAAACCGUACGGGUACGCUUCGUAAAAGCGGGCACAUUAAAAAAAUUGGUAGAGGCACUUUCUACUGACGACGGCGAACUGGAAACUACCUACAUCAACGUAUUUUUGGCGACUUAUCGUAGUUUUUCCACCGCCAAAGAGGUUCUGAAACUGCUGUUGGAACGCUACGAAGAGCUCAGCGAGUCGUCUCAAAAUGGCAGACCGGAGCAACAUGACCAACACAAAAAAACUCUUAUAUCUGCCCUCCACGUGUGGCUCGAUAGUUACCCGGAAGAUUUCAAGGACCCUCCGAAUUAUUCCGCCCUCAGGUUACUGCUCAAUUUUACCGAAGAUUAUUUGCCAAAUACAGAGCUGGAUGCCAAAGUUCGUCAUAGAUUUGAGAGAUAUCAGAGGGAGGCAUAUGUGGACCCCAUAUUAGCACCACCACCGGCGUUUGCCAUGCGUAGCAUAGCUUCAGCUGGAUGGAGGAAUUAUAAGUUACCAGAAGUACCAGUCAGGCAUUUUGCCGAACAACUUACCAGAAUGGAUGUGGAUUUAUUUAAGAAACUAGUCCCACAUCAAUGUUUGGGAGCAGUUUGGUCGAGGAGGGAUCGAAGCCGUUCCCAUGAAGCUGCCACAGUAUUAGCCACAGUUAACCAAUUUAAUGCAGUAUCUUUUAGAGUAAUUUCAUCAAUAUUAGUAGAACCUUCUUUAAGGACCCAUGACAGGGCAUUACUCAUAAUCGCCUGGAUCGAUAUCGCUCAAGAACUGAGACUUAUUAAAAAUUUUAGUAGUUUGAAGGCUAUUAUUAGCGGACUUCAGAGUAAUCCUAUAUACCGGCUACAAAAGACCUGGCAAACAAUACCCAAAGAAAAAAUAGAGUUGUUUGACGAACUGGCCCGAAUUUUUAGUGAGGAUAAUAACCAAUUGGCGCAAAGGGAACUUUUAAUGAAAGAAGGAACCGCGAAGUUUGCAGAUACAGUAGGCGAAAACGACAAACAACUACAAAAAAUUAUCCAAAAACAAAACCAUCAUACAGCCAAUAUUUCCUUCGGUACAAUUCCAUAUUUGGGUACUUUUCUGACUGAUCUCACAAUGAUAGACACAGCGAUACCGGAUACAAUUGGGGGUGGACUUAUCAAUUUUGAUAAAAGGAGGAAAGAGUUUGAAGUAUUGGCACAAAUUAAGCUUUUACAGGGUGCUGCAAAUGCAUAUCAUUUUAUAGAGGAUCCAGCUUUUGAUAGGUGGUUUGACUCGAUUUUAGUUCUCGAUGAUCGGGAGGCUUAUCAACUUAGUUGUCAGAUUGAACCGCCAAUUAAUGGGCAUCAAAGAAAGGACAAAACCAGCAAAAGAACAAAUCCAGGCCACCAAAAGAACGACUCAAUAACAAGCACAAGCAGCAGUAAUAGCUCCCAAUUUUAUUGUGAUAUUGACAGCAUCACUAGUUCACCGCACAACAGCAUCGACAGGAAGAUGAGUCCCAGCCAAAUGUCACAUUCCAGCAGCAAUUCGUCCCUCCCCAGUCUGGAUAUCAGCUUAAACAGUUCCCACUCGGGUAGUGCAACAAAUCGCCUACAAGUGCCUUUAUCCAAUAACUCGGGAACGCUCAGUAACAGUUCACAAAAGAGCAGUCCGGACUUUUAUAUAAUAAAGGUCACCCUUGAAACCGAUAACUCAGAAACGGAGGGGGUCGUUUUAUAUAAAAGUAUUAUGCUGAGCAAUAAUGAGAGGACCCCUCAAGUUAUAAGGAAUGCCAUGUACAAAUUAGGGUUGGAGGGCAACCCUGACCAGUAUACACUUGCUCAAGUAUUGCCUGAGAAAGACAUGGUUCUUCCAGCCAACGCCAACGUGUACUACGCAGUCAAUACCGCACAUAACCUCAACUUUAUCCUUCGGUCGAAGAAAUCUGAGGAGGCAAACAGUAAGGGUUUUAAAAAGUCUAAAUCAUAGCAUACGCUAAGAUGGGACAGUUUUUCAGAGCUUUGAUUCUUAUUGACUGAAGCAGACAUUUCAUAUGUAGGUCUCUCUUGUGUCUCUCUUUUUUUCAUGUAUAAUUAGAAUAAUCGUAGAAGCAACUGUCCCAGUAAAAUAACAACUUUGUAGAUAUUAUAGAUUAUUGUGUUUUUUUUUGUUUUAACAAAUUGAAUAACGUAACAACUGUGAUAUAAGUCAAGUUAUAUACUCUUUCAUCACCUUUUUAUAUACCGUUUGAUGUAUAAAUAUUUUUUUAGUUAUUUAUUUUGUAGCUCAGAUUUUUUUACCAGUUUUGAUUACAUAAACAUUAGAGUUAGAGUAGUUUACGUUACAUAUUUGUGACACGGUUUUUAAGUGGAAGUUCUAAAGGAUUUUAUCAAAUUUUUGAUGGUGCUGAACUACAACUGCCUGUAUAAAGUAUAUAAGUAGGUUUUUGUUUUAACUAUCAGCUGUAUUAGCUUUAACAAGUAGUGGAUAUUAAAAACUUUUCCUUUAUAAACCACAAAAAUCCCUGGUGUGAACUGAAUUUAUUGUUAAAUUAAAAGCAUAUAUUUUUUACUUAUCUUUUACCCAGAGGCCACGGCUUAUGGUUUUAUUAGUCGCAUUAUGGAACUGCAAAUUUUUAUAUAAAUUUUUAAAUGCUUCGUUUGUAUAAUCGUAACGCUAUUUUUCAGUUUUUUAAUCAUGUAUAUUACUGGUAAAUAUGUAGAUCUGAUCACAUGAGGUACUUAUUUUAUAGAAAAUUAUGUGUUUGUUUUUAGCAUCCAUAGAUCUUGUACUUUAUACCUAUUAUCUUGUAUUUUUCUAAUAAAAAAUUGUUAACAUUAA